Zeugodacus cucurbitae (melon fly) is the source of this 2015-nucleotide messenger RNA. RefSeq lists its product as uncharacterized. The transcript has 2 exons. NCBI's taxonomy places the organism in Eukaryota, Metazoa, Arthropoda, Insecta, Diptera, Tephritidae. Bases 563 to 1348 code for a protein of 261 amino acids. Gene Ontology annotation, biological process: neuropeptide signaling pathway. Gene Ontology annotation, molecular function: neuropeptide receptor activity. The record is from RefSeq and is a predicted model, not a curated record. Gene Ontology annotation, cellular component: membrane.
UGAAUACAUUACUUUUGAAUUCUGCCAGGCUAUUUCUCAAUUUUACUCAGAUAACACACAAAUUCAGUCAUGUAUUCGACAUAAAUCCAUUAGAAUAACGAAAAUCAUUAUUAUACAGUAUAUGUGGACUGGGGUAAUUCCUAGACCGAUUUCACUAAUUUUCACCACUAAGCUACAGUAUAUCCAAGAUUUUGCGAUCACUUAAAUUUGCUAAGAUGUCUCACAUAUUACCAAUAUACAUAGGUAAUGGUAUGAAAAAUAUAAUUAAUAGAAUUUUAAAGAUGAUAUAAGUUUAUAUUGGGAAGUGUUUUAAACUUUGGUCCUAGAAAAAAAGCUGUAUAUUUGUUUUAAGAAAACUUUCAAUCAAAUUUACAAAAAAUUUUACAGUUACAGUUUUUGUUAUUAUUUUUCCAUCAACCAUACUGAAUUUCUCUGUUUACUCUUUCUAUGCGCUCACAUAGAUGAUCCAGGCAACGAGGACGUAUCUCACAAGUCCUUUUCGACUGCAACAGCGAAAACACAGAAAAACUUGUUUGGUUUGCGUGUGCAGUCGUGUGUAGAUAUGGCAGAGCAACCAAUAGACUUGCAACAAAGGGCACAGCGGGAAAUUCGAAAUAAUACAACCAGAGAAUUGCACAGUUACAACAACAAUGGCAAUACGAGUGAGUCCUCAUUAUUUUCCUUACAGCCGCAUCGGCUUCAGCGGCAUCAUCAAGCUCGUUUGACACUACGUGCCAAUUUGCCGCAGCAUAACAGUAAGCAAGGGCAACAUUUUUGGAAACAAACACCGCUGCAAAUACAACAACAAUAUUUGGUUAAAGAUCGCCCGAAAUUCGAUUUCUCACCAAGCAUACGAAAUUCGGAAUCCGCAUUGAGAAGGUCAAACGAAGCGAAAAAUUUGGAAAGUAAAAAACGCGUCGUCAAAAUGCUUUUCGUUUUGGUGCUGGAGUUCUUCAUAUGCUGGACGCCACUCUAUGUGAUCAACACUAUUGUCAUGUUUAUUGGCCCAGCUAUUUACGAGUACAUAGACUACACAUCUAUCUGCUUUUUUCAAUUACUCGCUUACUCCUCGAGCUGCUGCAACCCCAUAACAUAUUGCUUCAUGAAUGCCGGUUUCCGGCGUGCAUUUCUCGACACAUUCAAAGGGAUGCAUAUGAGCAGCGGCUCCAGCAGAAGGAUGAGCGAAGCAGGCUUCAGCGGCUGGGUCAGGCGACGAAAGCGCGUAGCUAGUGGUAGUAACAGUGUUAGCUGCACGCAAUUCAAUUCGAUUUCACUGACCAAUAACACAAUUAUUGUGCCGAACAACAGCACAGCAAUGCACAACUCACAAAACCCGCAAAGUAAUUGAGAUUUUCAAUCCUACACACGGUUAUGUGUGGUGCACCAGUAUCAGUACAUAUAUACAUUUUUGAAUGUGGGAAUGCACUCCACCAAAUCGGAAUAUCCACAGGUUCUAAAUAUCAACGAGUAAUGAAGGGCUAAGUUCGGGUGCUGCCGACCAACAUGUACUCUUAUAAUGUUUAAAAAUCAUAGGAUUUCAAAUGUUUACAGUUGUUUGCAAAACUUUAUUAUAAAAAAUCUUGUGUAAUACAAAGUUUAUAAUCAAUUCUAUUAUUGAUUUAUUUUUUACUGAUAUAUCCUCACUAACCGAAAUGUACGAUAUGGACAUAGGAAAGUCUGGAACGAGAUGGGAUUAUGCCAGUGCUGGGCUUGUAGCAAAUGUUGCCAAGAGGUCCUUGGUGUGCUAUAGGUUCUCAAGAUAAAGUUAUUAAAUAAAAUAAAACUGUUAAAAAUAAACUUUUCUAGAUUUAAUAUGGGCAAAUUUACUGCCCUUUUGUAGAUAUUUAUAAUUUCUCAUACGUAUUAUGGUAUUUUCGUUAAUACUUUUGUCCUUAACUAUAUACAGCUUUAUACAUAUUCAAAACUUUGAUAUGAAUAGUGUAGUUAUGUGACUGAGUUUGUGUGCCCUUCUGUAUGUAUUUGCAAAAAUGUAAUAACUGUCGUUGAUUACUACU